GAGGAAAAGAGAAAACAGGAAAGAGAGAAACGGGACCUUUUUUCCCCCUUAAAACAAGUUAAUAUUUAAAUGGACAUAAAUAGAGGCAAAGAAGGAUUAAAAAUAGGUGUUGAAUACGAAACACGAGAGUCCCUCGCCGUCUGGAAGAAAAGCCAAAGCCAAAAUCAAAGUCACGCAAAAAGAAGAAGAGAAAGAAUUAAGCAAAGAAAAAACGAAAGGCUGCCCCUCUCUUUCUCUCUUUGGACUCAUUCCUUUCAAUCGCAUCUCUCUCUCAUAUUCUUUUUAUUUUAAAAGCAUAUAGCAUAACAUCUAAGACAAUAGAGGCAAGCAAAGCAAAAGAAAACAGAGUUUUUGAAGGGAAAAAACAGAAGAAAAAAGAUAAAGUUUUAGGUAUAAACAAAGUGUUUGAUGGUGUUCUUGGCAAUAGUGGUUAUGUAGAAAAUAGUGCAGCUCGAUCACUAUAAAAAUAAAGCCAAAAGGUUGGCAAGAAAGGUGACUUUCUUUUCCUUUUCGACCUUCUUUUAGACAGUGGUGCACCGUUCGAAACUAUUUGAUAUUUUUCUCUAAAUUGAUUUUGAAGGGUCAUUGAAGAAACCACUAUAGUUUAUGGCAUCUUCUUCUAUUUCAUGAUGUUUAAGUAUAAGCCUUUAUUAAUAGCUCCUUCCCCUUCUCUCUCUUUCUCUUUUCUCUUUCUAUCCCCACCAAUUGCACCUCUUCAUUGACAUUUCCCACACCCAUAAACUUAUCUUCAUUUAUUCAUAUAAAAUUCUCAUUUUCCAAAAAUGGCUGUUCAAGCUCAAUAUCCAUCAAAUGUUCUCUUUCUAAACAGAAAUGUACAAGAAGGAAAGAGCCAAAUUGUCAAUAAUUAUUCAUUACAACCUCAACUAGGUGGAGGUUUUGGUGAAUCAUUUCUUGAUCCAACACAAAUGCUAUUCAAUCCUGGAGUUGGGGCGAAUUCACGAAAGAGAGGAAGAGAACAUACCACAAGUAAUACAACAGCAUCAAUGAAUCCAUUGAUCUCAAUGCAAUCUCAGCCGCAGCUCAUUGAUCUAACUCAGCUUCACACACCGUCGCAGCAACAACAACAACAAACAACUAUCGUAUCUACUGGUCUUCGUUUAGCUUUCGAAGAUCAAUCGCAUCAACAACAACAGCGACAACAAUACUCUGUUUCUCCUCAAUUCUCUCAAUCAUCAAUUUUGUUAAAAGAAGGCUUGGCUUCUCAUUUCAAACAGCAACAAGACGAAAUUGAACAUUUCCUGCUAGUCCAGGGAGAACAGUUGAGGCGUACGUUAGAGGAGAAAAGGAAACGGCACUAUCAUGCGCUGUUGGGAGCAACGGAGGAAACAAUAGCACGAAGGUUAAGAGAAAAGGAUACAGAAGUAGAGAAAGCAGCGAGACGCAAUGCGGAGCUAGAAGCGCGUGCUGUACAACUGACAGCGGAGGCGCGUGCGUGGCAAACGAAGACACGUGAGCUGGAAGUCACGGCGGUAACGCUGCAAGCGCAGCUACAGCAGGUGGCAAUGAUGAACGGCGGAAUGAACCUGCCGGAGAGAGAUGACGGCGGCGGAAUUUCCUGCGGCGGCGAGGCGGAAGAUGCCGAGUCAGCUUAUGUUGACCCGGACCGGGUCGUUGAGUCAACUGGACCGAGUUGUAAAGCCUGUCGAAAGCGGUUCGCCUCAGUUGUGCUGUUGCCGUGUAGGCAUUUGUGUCUUUGUACAAAAUGUGAUGCUGUGGCCCAAUCUUGCCCAUUGUGUCGAUCAAUUAGAAGCUCAAGUGUUGAAGUCUUUCUCUGUUAGCCCAAUAUUAGGCCCAGGCCCACCUUAUUUCUGGCACAAAUAUGUGCAAUUCUAACAUAUCUCAUGACGGUGGAGUAAAAUAAAAUAAGAAAAGGAAAAAAGAGGAAGCAAAGAACACUAUUCUUUAAGUUUAGCGAUGCAAGGUUUAAAAUUCAGCGAAUUAUUUGCUCUUCUAUACUUCUUCACUUAAAUACGAAUAUUUUUUGUUGGGGCAGA
Molecule: messenger RNA, 2015 nt
Organism: Nicotiana tabacum (common tobacco)
Lineage: Eukaryota; Viridiplantae; Streptophyta; Magnoliopsida; Solanales; Solanaceae
Product: E3 ubiquitin-protein ligase BOI
Molecular function (GO): ubiquitin-protein transferase activity
Source: RefSeq, a predicted model, not a curated record